GGCAGUCCAUUGGAAUUUACUGAAUUUCAGCUGCAUAUCUGCAAGACUUUUCUGAUUAUCCUUUUGGUCAAUUUAAUUUUGAUAGCAAUUUAUUGGAGAAAGUACGGCACUAUAAUUACCGAUCGGUUCAUUCGCCCAAGCACAGCAAAAGAAAUCGAAGAGCUGAAGCUAUCUGUCGCUCGUCUCAAGCUACCCAAAGAACACAGUCCACGUAUUUGAAUAAUCUAGUUGUGAAGAUGUCCAGCAAGUUGAAAAAAUUCAUUGCUAAACAAAAGCUGAAGUUCGGUGCGGCUGGUCCUGGUCGGAAACUCAACUCCGAAACAUCACAAUCAAGUUCAUCCCACAAGCAAAGCUCUUCUUCAAAAGAUGUUUAUAUCCCUCCAAAGCGGAAUGAACUUUCCGUCGAGGCUAAGGCUGCUGCCAAUGCUGCGUUGGCUCGCGUCCAGGGCAAAGAUAAGAAAGAAUUCAACACAUCGCUAGCGGCCAUUCAGGCUCAAGUUCGUCGAGAACUCGAAGCCGAAAGAAAAGCCAAAGCACAGGAAAACGCUGCCGACGAACAAUCCUCCGGUCUUUCUGACAACGAAAAGAAAGAUUUAGCAGUGCAGGGUGUAUUUUUCCGAUGCCCUUUGAUCAGUGAAGAGGUGUUACCACGCAAGGAUUGGAAGGUGAAGAUCAAAGAAUUCUUGUACGAACAACUUGAAAGUGAGAAAGGACUUUCAGCUUGCCUAAUAAUAUACAACUGUAAUCCGAAGGAGAAGUAUGAUGUUUGUAUAGAAACAUUGAUAAAAUGUCUAGAAAACAUUAUGAACAAUCCGAACGAGGAAAAGUACAAGAAAAUACGAAUGACCAACAGAAUGUUCUGCGACAAAAUAAAGGUUUGCGAAGGUGCAUUAGACUUUUUGCAUGCAGCCGGCUUUGCUGAAAUAACAAUAGAUGACGAACCUUACCUGAUCUGGUCGGAAGACAAUAUGGAACCAGAAACAGCGCUGGAUGGUCUCAUCGAAGCCCUGAAGUGCUCCGAACCAUUCCAUCUGGAACUAGAUCGCAAUAUUCAAGUGCUGCUCCCAUCCCAGGUUCGCAAAACUACGCUACCGCCGGACUUUUUCCGCGUGUCACUGGAAGAAAUAAAACGUGAACAACAGCUACGAUCGGAUGCCCUGGAGCAGGCACAAAUCCUUAAAACCAAAGCUAUGCGAGAAAAGGAGGAACUGCGUGUUAUAGGUCGAUAUAAAUUUUCCCUAAUUAGAAUACGAUUCCCCAACGGGGUUUACCUCCAGGGGACCUUUAACGUGUAUGAGAAAUUUUCGCAAGUGUGUGAAUUCGUUCAAUCCUGUCUUAUGCACGAAGCAUCAGAAUUUGUCCUUGUUUCACCAACGGGCCAACGGUACACAGAAGCGGAAAUGGACAAAUCACUCUAUGAUUUGAGACUGGUGCCAACGAUCGUUUUGAACUUCAGCUAUGAGAACGAAUCCCACCAGUUAACCGAUUACUUGAAGGAAGAGUUGAUGCUGCUAAUCCAAUCUUUAUAAUUGUGUUGAUUUCACUGUUAUAUAUUUGUAACAAUUAUUCUUUCGUUAUUGGUGUUCUAUUUCAUAUUUAUGUAGCUUCGAAACACAAAUAGCGAUAUAAUAAAAUUUACAUGCAUACUUUUUACCCCCACAAUGGAGAUGAA
This is a messenger RNA of Toxorhynchites rutilus septentrionalis, 1672 nucleotides long. It is a transcript of the gene Gint3, whose product is annotated as UBX domain-containing protein 6. Gene Ontology annotation, cellular component: cytoplasm. Bases 237 to 1529 code for a protein of 430 amino acids. Gene Ontology annotation, molecular function: protein binding. The transcript has 2 exons. The record is from RefSeq and is a predicted model, not a curated record. NCBI's taxonomy places the organism in Eukaryota, Metazoa, Arthropoda, Insecta, Diptera, Culicidae.